AUGUCGCGUUUUCUUGUGGACUCGAACAGUCGUGUAAUUUUGCUUCCCAAAUCGGAAACGCCGGUCACAUACAAAGUCGUAGAUUUGCCUACUUCCAGAGAUCUUACACUGUACAAUUCGUAUUUGCUAGACAAAGACACCUUAUACGAGCUUGGAGAUGUGCGAAACGACAACCCAUAUGUGAAGAAGGAGAAUAUGCCGUUGUUGAAAAACGGCGAUGCAGUCAAAUCCUUUAUCUUCGAAGAUGAACAAAAUGGUGAAGGAGCCAUCAUACAAUCCAGUAGCGUUAUAGUGAGCAGCAAGUUCGAUCUUGCCUGGCUCCUAAUUGCCAUUUUCUACAAGCAUAAUCAGUUUUCGAAAAACUACAUUUCUGCCGAGGAUGUCAUGGACAAAAUUGCUGGCGUCUUCAGUGGAAACGGAAAUGAUCAAUGGGUACAUAAAAUUCCAUACUUUUUAUAUGAGCAAAGCUUAGCAAAGAUCUCUGAAAGUAUAGAUGAGAGUGGUGAUAGCUUUUUCAAGUUUUCGUUGAAGAAGAGUUUUGAGUUUGUUGAAAAAAAAGUAGAACGUUUACAAACGUAUUUUGCUAGUGGUGACAAUUCUGUAUUGGUGACUAUCAAGGGGAAAUUAACUGACACUACUCUUGCAGAGCAUACAAUUCCCGAGCCAAUUUUGAAAUCGAUGGUGUUACGGUAUGCUGUUGACUAUGUUUGUGAUUCGUAUAUAGGAAGUGAGUUCAAGAAGGAGUUUAUUUCUUUUGUCAAAUACGAUUUCUCUGAUCUUGACAAGUACCUUGAUGUGUUACAGGAAAGGCAGAAGAACCUCCAGAUCGUCGAAUCCAACAUGAAUUCUGUAGCCCAGACGUCUGCUUCGGCUUCUAAGAAGAAGGUCGAACUUAAGAAAGGGAAGAAGAAGGAGGUCAAGAAGAAGGUAGCUGUGGGCAAAGGUGCGCUUGAUGGAUUCUUCAAGAAGGCCUAACAGUUUGUUCAUAUAGAUCACUUACGAUUAACGAUAAUAUCAUAAAUCAGAAGAAUCAAUCAGCCAAUAUGGUCAUAGAUUGGAAUCAUGAUCAUAAUCACAAUUCAAAAGUCAUAAUGAACAAUUCAUUAUAAAAUGCAUAUAUCAUUUUUCAUAGAAAUACACCAUAACCAUUACA
Messenger RNA from Scheffersomyces stipitis CBS 6054, 1153 nucleotides. RefSeq lists its product as uncharacterized. The record is from RefSeq and is a predicted model, not a curated record. The transcript has a single exon. Lineage: Eukaryota; Fungi; Ascomycota; Pichiomycetes; Serinales; Debaryomycetaceae. The coding region runs from base 1 to 975 and encodes 324 amino acids. Gene Ontology annotation, cellular component: ribonuclease H2 complex; nucleoplasm. Gene Ontology annotation, biological process: ribonucleotide metabolic process; RNA catabolic process.